Molecule: messenger RNA, 1308 nt
Organism: Lachancea nothofagi CBS 11611
Lineage: Eukaryota; Fungi; Ascomycota; Saccharomycetes; Saccharomycetales; Saccharomycetaceae
Source: the annotation of a GenBank genome assembly
AUGGUUCAUCUGCGAGACACCAAACUUUACGAUAUAUUGGGCAUAUCUAGCGAUGCUUCCGUCCAAGAUAUUAAGAAAGCAUAUCGUGUGAAAGCUUUGAAGUAUCAUCCGGACAAAAAUGGUCAUUCUGAAGACGCGAAACAUAAGUUUCAGGAAAUCUGCGAGGCAUACGAGAUUCUGCAUGACGACUCUAAGCGAGAAAUGUACGAACGUUAUGGAACGACUGACCAGUCGCAAUGGCCAGCGAUGCAAGAAAAAACUCGCUAUCGUGAACCCACUGGUAUGUCAGCUGGUGAUCUUUUCGCCCAGUUCUUCGGCGGUGGAAGCACCACAGUUCCCAGUUUUUUCGGCGACGAUAUGGAUUUGCUAGGACGUCGCUCGCGAACAGCACGUCCAAAAGGUCCUGUGCGGGGCCCUGACAUCAAGCACUUGCUGAGAUGUACGCUGGAAGAGAUUUACCGCGGAAAGGAAACGAAGCUUGCACUCAAGAGAACGAGACUUUGCCAGACGUGUGAUGGAAAGGGUGGUUUGCAGUGGACUGCUUGCGAAAACUGUGACGGUCGUGGCAUGAAAACUCAAACCCAGCGGCAUGGCCCGAUCAUGCAAUCGUGGUCAUCAACAUGCGGUGCAUGUAGCGGGGAGGGUACGUUUUUGAAAUCUAAAGAUGUGUGCAAUGAGUGUCAAGGACAAGGCUUCAUUGGAGAGCGGAAAAUAUUCGAUGUCAGGAUUGAGAAAGGAAUGGAAAGCGGACAAGAACUAAUACUGCCGGGCGAGGCAGACGAGGUCGUCAGUACCAAGUAUGGAAGUGAAAAGGUAGUUCCUGGUGAUGUGAUCAUUACGAUGGAACAGAUUCCACAUCCUUCUUUUAGGCGCCGCGCAGAUUAUGGAUUGAUUCUCGAUAAGUGUCUCGUAGGAUUGAAGACGAGCUUGUGUGGCGGAUCAGUGUGGUUAGACUCACAUCCAAGUGGAAAGACAAUCAAGAUCGAUGUGUUACCUGGUGAGAUUUUACAACCAGGUGCUGUCAAAUGUAUCGCGAAUCUUGGGAUGCCAACUAAAGAUGGCGGUUUUGGGCAUCUCUACAUCAAAUUUGAAGUUCUUUUUCCUUCAAAGCUCAACACAACAACUCUGAGUGCAAUAGGGCCAGCCUUAGACAAAGAUGAGAAUGUCAGGGAGACUGAACAAAGUUCCCAGAGCUCAAAGCAUGAAUCGCAACCCAUCGAGGAGCACGUUAUAAGUGGGUUUGUCCCGAAUCUCAAAAGAAGUUGCAGUACAGGCGGCGGUGACUUUCAAAAGCGCCAAAAGGGUUGA